GGAAGGCAGGGUUAAGCUACCAUCAGAAAUUAUGAAGCAUGCUCGUCAUGUUGGAUGGCUUUCUCACUCGGGACACUUCAGAGGAGGUGCAGAAAUUGCAGAAGCACCUUGCUCUGCUCAGGCAGGAGUAUGUGAAGAUGCAACAGAAGCUGGUGGAAACGGAGAGGCGGUGCUCCAUAUUGGCUGCCCAGGCCUCUCUUCCAGGCUCCGCCUCCCAGGCCAGCGACUCCUUCAUCAGCCGCCUGCUGGCCAUUGUGGCUGACCUCUAUCAACAGGACCAGUACAGUGAUUUAAAGGUGAAGAUCGGAGAGAAGAGGCUCAGUGCUCAUAAAUUUGUGCUGGCUGCUCGGAGUGAGGUCUGGAGUUUGGCCAACCUUGCCUCAACCUCAGAACUGGACCUCUCAGAGGCCAAACCAGAAGUCGCUAUGGCGAUGCUGCGAUGGGCGUACACAGAUGAUCUUGAGUUGAACGGGGAUGAUGGUUUCCUUAUCAACCUGAUGAAGUUAGCUAACCGCUUUCAGCUCCAGCUCUUGAGAGAAAGAUGUGAGAAAGGUGUGAUGUCAUCAGUGAAUGUGAGGAACUGUAUCAGAUUUUACCAGACCGCUGAAGAGCUGGACGCCACGACAUUGAUGAACUAUUGUGGAGAGAUCAUUGCCAGUCACUGGGACGACCUUCGAAAAGAGGACUUUAGUACCAUGGAUGCUCAGUUGCUCUAUAAGAUGAUCAAAUCCAAAACAGAGUACCCCCUUCAUAAAGCUAUUAAAGUGGAAAGAGAAGAUGUGGUUUUUCUUUAUCUAAUAGAGAUGGACGCCCAGUUACCUGGAAAGCUGAACGAACUGGACAAUAAUGGCGACUUGGCGCUGGAUCUGGCUCUGUCCAAGAAACUGGAGAGCAUCGCCACCACACUGGUUAACAACAAGGCAGAUGUAGACAUGGUGGACCAGAGUGGCUGGAGUCUUCUACACAAAGCUAUCCAGAGAGGGGAUGAAUUUGCCUCCACGUUUCUGAUCCGUCACUCCGCGCAGGUGAACGCAGCCACGGUGGGGGCAGUGGAGACACCUCUGCACCUGGUCUGCUCCUUCAGCCCUAAAAAACACAGCGGAGAAGUCAUGGCUGGCAUGGCCCGCAUCGCCGAGGCUCUGCUCAAAGCAGGAGCUAACCCAAACAUGCAAAACAGCAAAGGACGAACGCCUUUACAUGAGGCUGUGGUGUCUGGAAAUGAGCCCGUCUUUAACCAGCUCCUUCAGUGCAAACAUUUGGAUCUGGAGUUGAAGGAUCAUGAAGGCAGCACCGCACUGUGGUUGGCCCUGCAGUAUAUCACCGUGGCCUCUGACCCCUCCGUGAACCCUUUCGAGGAUGAGGCUCCCGUUGUGAAUGGAACGUCAUUUGAUGAGAACAGCUUUGCAGCCCGGCUCAUACAGAGAGGAAGCAAUCCUGACGCUCCAGACUCCAAAGGGAACUGCCUCAUGCAGAGAGCUGCUAUUGCGGGAAGCGAAGCAGCAACCAUCUUUCUGGCCACACAUGGAGCUAAAGUCAAUCACACUAACAAAUGGGGUGAGACCCCGCUUCAUACAGCGUGUCGCUGUGGGCUGGCGGGGCUGACAGCAGAGUUGCUCCAGCAGGGUGCCAAUCCUAACCUGCAGACCGAAAGCCCGCUGCCUGACGGAGGAGAGAAGAGCCAAGGAGUCUCCCUGCAGAGCCCACUCCACCUGGCCAUCGUUCACAACAACCCUGAUGUGGUGUCUGUCAUACUAGAGCAGAAAGCCAAUGCACUACAUGCCACCAACAACCUGCAGAUCAUCCAAGACUUCAGUCUCAAAGACUCCAUGGAUCACACUGUUCUAGGUCUUGCGCUCUGGACUGGUAUGCACACUAUUGCUGCACAGCUUCUGGGUUCUGGAGCAGCUAUAAAUGACACCAUGUCUGAUGGACAGACACUACUGCACAUGGCCAUUAGGAGACAGGACAGCAAGAGCGCCCUCUUCCUGCUAGAGCACCAAGCAGAUAUCAAUGUCAGGACACAGGAAGGGCAGACGGCCCUACAGUUGGCCAUAAGUAACCAGCUCCCAUUGGUGGUGGAUGCCAUCUGCACCAGAGGAGCCGAUAUGUCGGUGGUGGACGAGAAGGGUCAUCCUCCCCUCUGGUUGGCUCUGGAAAAGGGUCUGGAAGACAUCGCCUCCACACUGGUCAGACACGGCUGUGAUGCGACCUGCUGGAGUUCAGGGCCUGGAGGAUGUCAGCAGACUCUACUCCAUAGAGCCAUUGAUGAGAACAAUGAGGUUUCUGCUUGCUUCCUCGUACGCAGUGGCUGUGACGUAAACAGCCCCAGGAGGCCCGGUCCUAAUGGUGAGGGAGAUGAAGAGGCGAGGGACGAACAGACCCCUUUGCAUCUGGCUGCAUCCUGGGGUCUGGAGGAGGUGGCACAGUGCCUUCUGGAGUUUGGAGCCAAUGUGAAUGCACAGGAUUCAGAGGGCCGUGCUCCCAUCCACAUCGCCAUCAGCAACCAGCACAGCGUCAUCAUCCAGCUGCUCAUCUCCCACCCUGAGAUCCGUCUGAACAUUCGAGACAGACAGGGCAUGACACCGUUUGCCUGUGCCAUGACCCACAAGAAUAACAAAGCCGCUGAAGCUAUUCUCAAGAGAGAACCCGGUGCUGCCGAACAGGUGGACAACAAAGGGCGGAAUUUCCUGCACUGUGCCGUUCAGAGCUCGGACAUAGAGAGCGUGCUCUUCCUCAUCAGUGUACAGGCCAACGUCAACUCUAGAGUUCAGGACAGUGCCAAACUCACGCCGCUGCACCUGGCCGUGCAAGCAGGAUCUGAGAUCAUCGUCAGAAACCUGCUCCUGGCUGGUGCUAAAGUGAACGAACUAACCAAACAUCGACAGACAGCACUGCAUCUUGCUGCACAACAGGAUCUGUCCACAAUCUGCUCUGUCCUGAUCGAGAACGGAGUUGACUUCGCCGCCGUUGAUGAGAAUGGAAACAACGCACUCCAUCUGGCAGUGAUGCAGGGGCGUCUCAAUAAUGUACGUGCUCUUCUUACCGAGUCCAACAUAGAUGCAGAGGCAUACAAUCUCAGAGGUCAAUCACCCAUGCACGUCCUCGGCCAGUAUGGGAAAGAGAACGCGGCAGCCAUCUUUGAGCUGUUUUUGGAAUGCAUGCCCGAGUAUCCCCUGGAUAAACCGGACAAUGACGGGAACACAGUUCUUUUUUUAGCCUAUAUGAAAGGAAACGCUAACUUGUGCCGUGCCAUCGUGAGGGCUGGAGCUCGACUUGGUGUCACUAACAACCAGGGCAUCAACAUCUUCAACUAUCAAGUUGCCACCAAGCAGCUUCUUUUUCGUCUGCUAGAUAUGCUGACCAAAGAGCCCCCGUGGUGCGAUGGAUCAAACUGCUACGAAUGUACAACCAAAUUUGGAGUCACCACCAGAAAACAUCACUGCCGCCAUUGUGGCCGUCUGCUCUGCCAUAAGUGCUCUAUAAAGGAGAUCCCCAUCAUCAAAUUUGACCUGAACAAACCCGUGCGUGUAUGUGACAUCUGUUUUGACGUGCUGACAUUGGGCGGUGUGUCCUAACACGAGAAAAGUGAAGGACGGGUACCAGUCAAGCCGGGCAUGAACCUGCAGACUGGGCCCGGCACUGAACCAGGAGGUGGAAGAAAUGGGAGAGGAAGAGCCCUUGAACAAAACCAUUCCAUUCUUGUCAGAGGAAAAAUACAAUUAUAACUGUGUUUGUUCUAGCAGUAAUUUUAGAAGCAAACUAUUAUGUGUUGAGGAUACAGAUUAAACAUAACGGAAUUCAGAUUUAAAGCUUUUAUCCAGGCUGUCGGUGGCAGAAACCAAGACUGCUAUCACAUGAGAUGACAACCACCAUCUACUACUACAGAAAGAACAAUGAGCUGAGACCAUAGAGGUUUUAGAGAGGGCUAAUCGUGCUAUAUGAGGACUUAUUGAUUUAGUUAUUGCUUCACAUUUUCCAUCAGAAAUGUUUCUUGCCAUCAUAACCCCAUGGCUGUUGUUUUUCGUUUUGAUUUACACCUUCACACUCUGGUUUAGGAGGGAGAUAUGUAACCUCUAUCAUUUGAUCAUUUCAAAGAAGUCUAAGGAGCCAAGUACACGUUGUGUGUGUGUAUUAAAUGCUGCUGGAUAUGAAGGGAUCUUAGGUAGCCUUGUUCGUGUGAAGCCUUAAUCAUGCUGUGCAGAGGGUCUCGCCUUAAAUUUUGAACACAUUUCCAUCUCUGCGCAAAGUAAUGCGCAGGAAAUGUAUCUUUCUCCGGGAUUCAAAUCAAAACACUAAAACGGGGAGAGAUUUUCCGUCUUGUGAUCUGUCUUUUGUUAUGCGAGUACUGACUUGAUCAUUUAAUCAUUGAUUAAUCUGCAUAUUCAGUAGACUUUAUUUUAGCUGAUCCAUUAGUGUUUACGUAAUACUAAAAUUGUGAAAUGCUCAAAAUGAGACGCAAAGGUUUUAAAGGGAUAGUUUACCCAAAAAUGACAUCAUAAUUUACUCUUAUCAUGUCAAACCUGUGUGACUUUCUUUGUUCUGCAGGACACAAAAGAUAUUUUAAAGAUCGUUGGCAUCAAACAACAUUGAACCCCAUUGACUUCCUGUGUAUGUACACAAGCAAAAUAAUUUCUCAAACUAUUUUUGUGUCUACUAAAGAAAGAAUCAUAUGCAGGUGUUGAACCACAUGGUGGUGAAUAAAUGGGCGAAUUUUCAUUUUUGGGUGAACUAUCCCUUUAAGUGCAGAAUUGUGAUAUGCUUACUAUGCAUACGCAUGACAUAAUUUGCUUGUUAUAGCGUGUUUGUCAUCGAUGCAUCAAUAUAAUGUUUUGUUAUUUUCUGAUCACCAAAGGAUACGUUCCAGUUAAUGUUUGCCCGGCAGGCUAUCUCUGAGGGGCUGCUUGCUUGGUCAUUGUUUUCAAGUUUUCUCAAGUCACAUUUUAAAUGCUUUUUAUUCCCAUGCUUAACCGGUGCACUUUAUCAAAUUCAUUUUUUAUGAUCAUAUUUCAAAAUAUUUUUUGUUUGUUUGUUUGGAGGGCCGAGUCCACAGACUGUUAUGGUAUUGUUCAAUUGUACAGAUAUAUGUAUAAUAUUUUUGACCACUACAACUGUUUUGUACUUAAUGCAGGUUGUGCUUUUGUCUAUGUGACAAACUUAAACUUUGGCCUCUGUUUAAUCUUUUCUGCACAUUGUAUGGUAUCUGUAUGCUCAGAUAUUUAGCCUGUCGCCGCCUCUAGUAUCCUUUUCAAGAAAGGGAGGACAACUUUACAUAAAGGACAACUAAAAAAAGUAUAAAAUUGUCGU
Messenger RNA from Triplophysa rosa, 5304 nucleotides. RefSeq names its product ankyrin repeat and FYVE domain containing 1 (gene ankfy1). The transcript is spliced from 25 exons. Bases 39 to 3575 code for a protein of 1178 amino acids. Lineage: Eukaryota; Metazoa; Chordata; Actinopteri; Cypriniformes; Nemacheilidae. The record is from RefSeq and is a predicted model, not a curated record. Gene Ontology annotation, molecular function: protein binding; metal ion binding.